AUGCGUGCGCCCGUAAGAGAAGAGAAUUGGAGGUCAGCUGAGCUGAAUCUUGUCAAAAUGGAUUCAGAAGGUGGAGAGAAGAAGAAAGGACGCAGGCGCGGUCUGAAGGAGAGGCUGGAUGCAGGGGAGACGAUCCUGUGUGCAGAGGGCUACCUGCUGGCCUUCGUCCGCUCGGGCUACGUCCUGCAGGGACUGUGGGUGCCCGAGUUCGUGCUAGACUACCCCGACGUCCUGCGGCAACAGCACUACGAGUUCGUGCGAGCUGGCUCCGACGUCACGGAAGCCUACCAGUACCACACUAACAGGACAAUGAUGGAGAGAAUAAGUGGCCAGGACCGGACGGAGGAGAUAAAUCGGAUCGCGAUAAAAAUUGCCCGCGAGGUGGCCGAUGAGACGGGGACGCUGUGUGCAGGAGGUCUCUCCAGUACAAACCUCUUCAAAUUCUCCGACUCGCCCAGCGAUGAAGACCCCACCGAGAAAGUGAAGAAGAUUUUCGAGGAGCAAGUUCGUUGGUCCAAGGAGGAGGGGGCGGAUUACAUCAUCGCCGAGACAAUGUGGAGCCUGGCAGAGGCAAAGGUAGCAGUCGAGGUCAUCAUUUCGUCCGGUCUCCCAGCUGUCGUGACGCUCUCCGUGAGAAACCUGAGGAAGAAAGACGGAGUGUAUGCGACGCACGACGGAGUCGCUAUCCCCGAGGCGUGUUGUCAGUUGGUGGAGCUGGGAGCAACGCUAGUCGGAGUCAACUGCUCGCAGGGCCCGGCCAACAUGAUCGAAGUGGUGGAGCAGAUUGUUAAAGUGGUUCCUCCAGAGAAAGUGUGUGCGCUACCGAUUGCGUACCGCACAACUUCUGAGCAACCCACGUGGCAAGUGUUUGCCGACAAGGGGUACCCGAAAAACAACCCGGCGUACCCAAACGGACUUGAGCCGUUUUACGUCACCCGAAUGGAGAUUGUGGAGUUCACGAAGCGGUGUCUGGAGCUGGGACUGCGCUACAUUGGGAUCUGCUGUGGGAACACUGGCAGCUACACUAGAGCCAUGGCGGAGGCAAUGGGGAAGGAGUCCGUCCUCUGCAAGUACCACACUAGAGCUGCCACAGCACAGGCAGCAGUUGAAGAUUUCAUGGAAAAGGUGCACGCCACAGUUGGAGAGUAG
This is a messenger RNA of Geodia barretti, 1149 nucleotides long. NCBI's taxonomy places the organism in Eukaryota, Metazoa, Porifera, Demospongiae, Tetractinellida, Geodiidae. The record is from the annotation of a GenBank genome assembly.